AUGGCCUCCUCAAGAAUCUUUGUCAAGGGCUUGCCACCCAACAUUACCGAGGCUGACUUUCGGAAACACUUCUCCGCCAAGGGUCGCGAAAUUACCGAUGUCAAGCUGAUCCCCCAGCGCCGCAUUGGCUAUGUGGGCUACAAGACGCCCGAUGAUGCCACCAAGGCAGUAAAGUACUUUAAUAAGUCUUACAUUCGGAUGUCCAAGAUUGCUGUCGAGACAGCGAAACCCAUCUCAGACCCCGCCUUGACGAGAGGCCAGAACCAGUCGCAUUCCAGCUAUGGUGCGGCAGGCAGCAUACCCAGGGGCUCAGAUCAACCAGCUGAGGAUGAGUCGAGUUCCAAGAAACGGAAGCGAGACGAGCCGGACGCCUCCGACCCGAAGCUGCGCGAGUUCCUUCAAGUCAUGAAGAGAGGUCGCGAGAGUGCGAUGGAAGACAUGUCAAACACAAACCUUGGUGGCGACCUGCCCGCUGUUCCCGCAGCUGCUGUUCCUGAGGAGGAGAGUGACGACGAGUACGAACAAAUCCCAGCCUCCAGGGGGAAGCAGCGCAGGAUAGAUCCACCGCAGAAGGACCAGGCCUCGGACUCUCCACCAGCUCAGCUGAUGGAGAUAGACACACCCUCUGCCAGCCAGGUACCAGCCUCUGACGAGACUGCUGAGCCUUCGGAGGCGAAACAGGCGAAUCUGGAACAGCCGGGACUCGGCGCAACAGAUGACGAUUGGCUACGGUCGCGGACAAACCGGCUGUUGGACCUCGUUGAUCCCAAUGAUUUGGAACGAAUUCCUGUCCAAGCCACCACUACCACUGCUCCUGAGACAAAGGGGGGUGAUGUCGACAACACUGUCCUCCCGAGCCCGCCAUCCAGGGUGGAUGUGGCGGUUGGCCAAGCUGCUCCUGAGAAGGAGGCGGGUGAACCAACGAGUGAUGACCCCCUGGAGGCGAUUCGCCGAACGUCUCGGCUCUUCGUGCGGAACCUUUCCUACACUACGACGGAAAACGACCUUCGCGAGAGCUUUCAGAAGUUCGGAACACUUGAAGAGGUUCAUUUGCCCGUCGCUGGCUCAGGGGCGAGCAAGGGGUUCGCCCUGAUCCUCUUCGCGGACCCAGCCCAGGCGGUUGAAGCAUUCCAAGCCAUGGACGGGGCAACGUUUCAGGGGCGAAUUGUCCACAUCAUUCCUGCCAGUGCAAAGAGAGACACUGGCUUGGAUGACUUCGCAAUCUCAAAACUUCCUCUGAAGAAGCAAAACAUGAUCAAGAGGAAGGCCGAGGCCGCCGCUAGUACCUUUAACUGGAAUGCGCUCUACAUGAACCAGGAUGCAGUCAACGCUUCCGUUGCUGAGCGUCUUGGUGUUUCAAAAUCUGAGCUGCUCGAUCCUACCUCUGCCGACGCCGCUGUCAAACAGGCUGUGGCAGAGACGAGCGUCAUCCAAGAGACCAAAGCGUAUUUCGCCGCUAACGGUGUGGACCUGGAAGCUUUCAAGUCUCACAAGCGGGGCGAUACUGCCAUCCUGGUGAAGAACUUCCCGUAUGGCACGACGAUCGACGAACUCAGGAAACUCUUCGAGGAGUCUGGGCCUGUGCUGAGGGUCCUCAUGCCCCCAAGUGGAACAAUCGCCAUUGUCCAUUUUGCUCAGCCGGGCCAUGCCAAAUCCGCUUUUGGAAAGCUGGCGUAUCGCCGGAUCAAAGAUAGCGUGCUCUUUUUGGAGAAAGCGCCAAGGGAUCUCUUCAAAGGUGACCUAACUGAUCAUGUCGUGGCGCUAAAAGAUCGGCCGACCACGGUUCAAAAGUUAAGUGUCAACGAGCUACUGACACGCGGCGAUAAGCCGGAGGAGGAUGUGGAAACAACCUCGCUGUUUGUCCGAAAUUUAAACUUCACUACGACGACGAUUAAGUUGGCAGAAACUUUUCAAUCGCUGGACGGCUUCGUUUCGGCUAGAGUUAAGACCAAGAUGGAUGCUAAGAAACCAGGCCAAACGCUGAGCAUGGGGUUCGGCUUUGUGGAGUUCCGCACGAAGGAACAAGCUCAGGCGGCACUCAAAGUCAUGGACGGCUCUGUCUUGGAGGCUCACACCCUCGCCGUCAAGGCAUCUCACAAGGGUCACGACGCUGCCGAGGAGCGGCGACGGGAGGACAAGGCCAAGAAGGCAGCAGGGCAGAGGACGAAGAUCAUCAUCAAGAACUUGCCCUUCCAGACUACCAAAAAGGACAUCCGAACGCUAUUCGGGACCUACGGCCAGCUGAGAUCCGUGCGCCUUCCCAAAAAGGCAGACUAUACCCCAAGGGGUUUUGCAUUUGCAGAAUUCGUCACUCCCCGAGAAGCCGAGAACGCACUAAAUGCGCUUCGGGACACCCAUCUUCUUGGCCGUAAGCUGGUCCUGGACUUUGCAGAGGCAGAGGCAGUUGAUGCCGAGGAGGAGAUUGCAAAGAUGCAGAGGAAAGUAGGAGGCCAAGUCAACAAGGUAGCCCUUCAACAGUUGACUGGGAAGGGGAGGACGAGGGUCAAUAUUGGAAACGAGGAUGAACUGGACGCUUGA
Messenger RNA from Ilyonectria robusta, 2538 nucleotides. RefSeq lists its product as uncharacterized. The transcript has 3 exons. The record is from RefSeq and is a predicted model, not a curated record. Gene Ontology annotation, molecular function: RNA binding. The coding region runs from base 1 to 2538 and encodes 845 amino acids. Lineage: Eukaryota; Fungi; Ascomycota; Sordariomycetes; Hypocreales; Nectriaceae.